This is a messenger RNA of Scatophagus argus, 4105 nucleotides long. It is a transcript of the gene abhd17c, whose product is annotated as abhydrolase domain containing 17C, depalmitoylase. Gene Ontology annotation, molecular function: palmitoyl-(protein) hydrolase activity. Bases 405 to 1289 code for a protein of 294 amino acids. The record is from RefSeq and is a predicted model, not a curated record. Gene Ontology annotation, cellular component: plasma membrane; endosome membrane. The transcript has 3 exons. Gene Ontology annotation, biological process: protein depalmitoylation. NCBI's taxonomy places the organism in Eukaryota, Metazoa, Chordata, Actinopteri, Scatophagidae.
GAUAUCCGCUUCUACCGGAAAACCGGCUUGUCUCCGCUGCUGAAGAAAUGGCCGUUCUCUGUCUUACAAUGCAUUAGCAACAAACCUUGAUUUAUAGCAAGUAAUGAGUUACAAGGGCGGACCUGUUUUAUCGAUACCAGUCGCUGCUUUAUUUUGUGUUGUAAAAUAGUAUUUAUUUAAAUAUUGCGUUUGAGUUCAUUUCUAAUCUACAUGAGGUCCGAGUUUUGUUGUUAGCUACCUGCCAGCCGGCUAGCGCGUUAGCUGCGAAGCCGACAGCCCGAGCCACCUGUCAUUGAGCACCGCUCGUAUAAGUCUGUUAAUGAGAAAUAAAUAGGACCUCAAGCCAGGAGAAAACUGUCUUUUUGUUGCAGCAUUCGUUAAUUAACUGUCAGUCUAGCGCCUAAAUGCCCGAACAAGGCCCCAGGAUGAAUGGGUUUUCUCUCGGCGAACUUUGCUGGCUGUUCUGUUGUCCGCCCUGUCCCAGUCGCAUCGCGGCCAAGCUAGCCUUCCUCCCACCGGAGCCCACGUACUCGGUGCAUACUGAUGCUAACGGAGUAAGUAGCUUACAUUUAACCGAACGGGCGGACUGGCAGUACUCCCAGCGGGAGCUUGAUGCAGUAGAAGUUUUAAGUACCAGGAGCAGCCGAGGUAACCGAGUUGGUUGCAUGUUUGUACGUUGCGCCCCGAACAGCCGGUACACGCUGCUGUUUUCCCACGGUAACGCCGUGGACCUGGGGCAGAUGUGCAGCUUUUACAUCGGCCUCGGUUCGAGGAUCAACUGCAACGUUUUCUCCUACGAUUACUCAGGCUAUGGAGUCAGCACUGGCAAGCCCUCUGAGAAAAACCUUUAUGCUGACAUCGAGGCGGCCUGGCAGGUCCUGAGGAACAAGUAUGGUGUAACACCUGAGAACAUCAUCCUGUAUGGUCAGAGCAUCGGCACUGUGCCCACCAUUGACCUGGCUGCUCGCUAUGAAUGUGCCGCUGUCAUUCUACACUCACCACUGAUGUCGGGGCUAAGAGUGGCCUUCCCGGAUACACGGAAGACUUACUGCUUUGAUGCCUUCCCCAGUAUUGACAAGGUGUCCAAGGUGGCAUCCCCAGUGCUGGUGAUCCAUGGUACGGAGGACGAGGUGAUUGACUUCUCCCACGGUCUGGCCAUGUACGAACGCUGCCCUCGUGCCGUCGAGCCCCUGUGGGUGGAAGGAGCAGGCCACAACGACAUCGAACUGUACGCUCAGUACCUGGAAAGGCUCAAGCAGUUCAUCUCCUUUGAGCUUCCCACUUCCUGAGGGGAGCUGAGCACACAAGCCAGGGGUUCAUCUCAACACACUCAAGAAGCCUCCUCCUUAUCAUCUCCCAACUUCCUUUCUUAGCAUAGGGGCAGGACUGGAGUACAGUGGUCACACUGCUUCCCCUCUGUCCUAGGAGCCGUUUCACAGCUGGGAAUGUGUAGUGGACUGGAAGAGGAGGUGUUUUUUUGUUUUUUUAGAUUGUUGAGGUGCAGCCGAGGGUAAGGCCAGUACCAGCCAGGCGUGAAGCUUAGACUUAACAUGUUGUGUCCCCAAAACCUGGCUGGUGCUUCUACAUGGGGACACAUUUUUGCCAAUGAACCCGGGCUUAGAUGGUGUUUGCACUCGCUGCUCAAUCUGGACUCUUUUCCCACUCCAACUCUCAGCCUCCUUCUCCUCCUCAACUCAUUCUCUCCCACACCUUUUCUGCAUCAGUAUCUCUCAUUGUGAGCUUCACUCAGUCACAUUUCCUUCUGAUUCCCUCUGUUUCUCCCACAGUCCCUUUGUUUUUCUUAUGACUGAGAAUCUUGCAAUGUUCAAGCUUGAUUUUUGUAUUUUGUAUUUUAUACCAAGUGAAGAAGUAUCAAUUUUGCACUUCAAGAUGCAAUGGAAUUGAAUUUUUUUUUGUUUAUUUGUUUUGUUCUUACCUUUUCUGUAUUUUUAAGUUAUCAUUCAGGGUCGAUUAAACAGUUGCACUUUUAAUGUGCAGAUAUUUUCAGGUAAUGUUUUUUUUUUUCUGUGAUUGAAUAUGUAUAUGUUGAUUGCUUUUGUUAUUGGCAUUCCAUGUUUUUUUUUCUGAAUUGCAGGUGGAACUUUUCCAUUCAGUGAGUGGGUGUGUCUGUGUUAACCACCGCUGUACAUCUGUGAUCUUUGUAGUCCUGAUGCAUGCGACUCUCUCAUACGGGGAGCCGAACAAAAAAAAAAAAAAAAAAAAGAAGCCAAACUUCAUUUAGAAAUCCGGAAAUUCACCAUAAGCUUUUGUAAACACACAUACAGCUCUGGGAGGAAAUUGCUCACGUCCUUGAAUACUCUGGUGCCACUGGUAAAUUCAGCAUCCAAACAGCAGGACUUGGAUCUGUAAAAUACCAACAUUCAGAGAUUCAGAGUUACUUUACCUGGUCAUUUUCAUGAAUCUGUACCUGAAGUGUUUAUUGAAAUACAUUGUGAUUGGUUGAUCAUUGAUGUGCAGAAUUUUAUGCCGAAUUUGCCAGAGGCUCAAAUGAUUUGUGAGCUGGUUCCACAGGUCGCACAUCUUAACGUCAGUGCACCUGGUUGUAGCCAUUGUUGGAAAAGUGACGGUGCUCCAUAACCCACAGUCAAAUUAGGAUGGCCAUUUGGUCUGCUCAUCCAGAUUCUCACUCACUGCGUCCCUUUGUCACGAAGCAGUGCAGCAGUGAGUGUGCCACAUGUUGGCUCAUACCGAAGUUUACCUCAGUAGAAGAGAGAGCAGCAGGCAUCGGGGCUAUGCUUUUGUUAACUGGAGAUCAUGUGGUGAUACGACUUGAUGGCUCUUUGAAACAGAAGCAUGCUUGACUCAAUACUGUAAACUGAAGUCAGGGAUGCUGGGUUUACCUGCAGACAGAAAACACUUAACUGUGAAUUCCACUCCAUUUGAAGGUGAACUUGUUGUCCAUUGGUUUGUUUGCGCUUAAUUAAUUUAUCAUUAAUUUAUCAUUUCACACUACAGAUAAAGCCUUAUGUUUGUAGACAUUUCACCCAGUCCUGACAACUACAGCAGGGCUCUCGAGGUCUUCAGGGGGACUGAAAACUGCUGCUAUUCAUCAGAGGAGUCGAUCACUGUGAAAGCCACACAGUUAGGGGAAUACUGAAAUGACAGCGAGGUACUAAAACCAAAUUCAGCACUGUCAUCCCUUUUUGUCAGCCAUGGAGAGGAACCUGCCCUCUCUUUUUACCAACCGCUGUUGUCUGCUGAGUCCCGUGAUUGUUUGCUUUUAUCCCAGCUCCAAGUCCAAAGACAUCUGAAAGAAACACGAGCAGGAGAAUGCUGUGGAAGUGGGCGACGCAUGCAAAUGACCUCUCACAGCUGUGGACGUUUCAACAUGUAUCGACUAUUUGAAUCGUAUGUUCUUUUCCCUCUGCAAAUGAAAACAAAAAUGAAGUAGGACACUAAAAAAAAUGAAGUUAAAUAAUCACACUAAGUUUUUUUUUUUAUUAUUAAAAAAAAAAAAAAAAAGUAGAACUCCGUCACAUUGAAUUAAGUGCCGAAAAUCUGUUUAGAGAAGGAUUGCGUUUGAGGGAUAUUUGCAUAGCAACUUGUGAUGAUCGUCUGAUUAAUCCGUGUAUUGCUGUGAAGUGGUUUGUCAGUUGGGUAUUGGUGUUUUCUGAUUAUAGCUAAUUUGGGCCAAUGUUUUUGGACAACGAGCCCUUGAUCAUCGCUAGUAUAUUUCCUCUAGCUCCUCUUUUUAAAAGACAUGAAGACCCUGCUUUAGUCCUGAUUAUUGUUUUGAUACUGACAUUUUUAUGAGGUUUUCCAGUCUAAAUGUUGAUAGAUUUACACUGUCUUUAAAGCUGGUUUGUAUGAUAAUCCUCUGUGAUAGUAUACUUCAAUAUCUUCUCUAUACAUAUUAGCCCUUACACGGGGGCAGUCUAGUCUUAUUGAUUUUAACACUGGAAUCACAAUAUGCAAAUGAAAGGCAGAUGAAGCUUGUAUAAUCCAAUUUUGGUAAUAGUGUGUAAAACAGAUGAAAAAAGCCUUAAACAUGCCGUGAAACAGAUUGUCAUACAUGUGGUCGUUGCUGAACGCAGCACGAUGGAUGUUUUAAUGCUUAUAAUGGAAUAAAGGAUGCAUGAAACUG